Paramisgurnus dabryanus is the source of this 5803-nucleotide messenger RNA. RefSeq names its product FYVE and coiled-coil domain autophagy adaptor 1b (gene fyco1b). The record is from RefSeq and is a predicted model, not a curated record. Gene Ontology annotation, biological process: positive regulation of autophagosome maturation; plus-end-directed vesicle transport along microtubule. Gene Ontology annotation, molecular function: metal ion binding. NCBI's taxonomy places the organism in Eukaryota, Metazoa, Chordata, Actinopteri, Cypriniformes, Cobitidae. Gene Ontology annotation, cellular component: lysosome; autophagosome; late endosome.
GUCAGUUUAUCAUAGUGACCCACCUCAUAAUGCUGCAGGGUUUGUAUCUACUGUAAAUAGUCGAUCGCGAAGAACAUCUUUCUUUAUGAAGCACAAUGUUGAUUUUAUGAAACAUCACCACUAACAUAUUAAAGCCACCAUGAGUACAGUCGGUGAAAAUCAACUGCAGAGAAUAAUAAGAGAUCUACAUGAUGCAGUUUCUGAGCUGAGCAAAGAACACAGUGAGACAGGAGAGCCCAUCACAGACGACAGCCCGAACCUUCACAAGUUCUGCUAUAAACUGGAGUAUCUGCUGCAAUUUGACCAAAAGGAGAAGCUUACAUUCCUGAGAGCGAGGAAAGACUACUGGGAUUAUUUCUGUGACUGUUUGGCCAAGAUUAAAGGAGCUAAUGACGGCAUUCGCUUUGUCAAAUCAAUCCCUGAGCUAAAGACGUCUCUAGGGAAGGGGCGAUCUUUCAUACGAUACUGUCUUGUGCACCAGAGACUGGCAGAUACUCUUCAGCAGUGUGUUAUGAACUACGAGAUCACAUGUACGUGGUAUUAUGAACGCAGUCCAUUCCUGAAGUCCCAUCUUAACAUCGAUAUCAUCAACCAUCUGUAUGAACUCAAUGAGAUACAGUUUGAUGUAGCAUCCAGGGGUCAUGACCUUGACUCUGACUGGCCCACCUUUGCCAGGAAGACUCUGGGAUCAGCAGUCUCAUCUGCCCAUGUGUGGAAACCACCCAGUCGCUGCUCCAGUGUCAACAGUCUGGCCAGCAGUUACUCACAGCAACCUCAGGAGUUUAUUUCAGGCCAGGAUUUCAGUUCCAGUCUUCUAGGUGAUUUAGGGGAGUUGGGUGAGCUCUCCUGUAAUGCUUCUGAGGACCUCCGCAUUGAGCUUGACCAGUCUGAGCUGAAACAACAGGAGCUCCUGAAGAAGAUCCAGCUGCUCACCAAAGAAUCAACUGAUCUGAGGGCUGUGAUCAAGGAUCUAGAGGACCAGCUUUUGGCUUUUAAAAGUUCAAAUCAAGAGAAGGAAAGAGGGCAGUCCAUAAGCUCAGCUGGGGCUGAGCAGGAGGUGUUUAAGGCUGUCAGAGAGUGCACUGAUCGUCUCCAUACCACCACACAGGAACUGGAGGCUAUCCGAGUUCAAGAGGCUUCGGAACGCAACUUAGAAACCAAGCUGAACAUCGCAGAAAACAGGAACAUGGAGCUGCUGACGAAGCUUGACGGAGCUUUAAGUGAAAAAGAACAGCAGGCCGCCAGCUACUGCGACUCUGCCUGGAAAAUCCAAGAGGUCCUGACCAAACUAAAGGAAGCUGAACAAGAAAGGAUUGAGUUAAAACGAGAAAAAGAUGACUGUUCCAGGCUGGCUGAGCGACUUGCUCAGGAGUUGAAGCAACAGGAGGUGAAACUAAAGGAGGUGGAAGGUGAACUGGAGGCAUGUACUGCAUCUGCCAACAAGGAACGAGCAGACAAAACGCAACAGGCUGAUGAGAUGCAGAUGACCAUAAAAAGCCUUCAGGGUGCACUCUCACUCCAGGAGCGUGAAGCGGGUAACCUCAACACACAACUACAGGACUUGCAGAGUGCACUAGAAGACAAAGAGUCCAAGCUGGAGGAGCUGAAGAGGAGGACGCAAGAGGGGCUGCAACAGAGAAGUGCACUUAAGGAGCAACUUAAGGAGAAGGAGACAGAGCUACUCAACAACACUCAGAAGGUCCGGAAACUAGAGAAGAACAACCAGCAAUUGGCAGCAGACAGUCAGAGCUGGCAAGCACAAGCCAAGAAGCUGGAGGAGUACAAGAACCAGUGCACAAGUUUAAUGGAGAUCAACGCCAAGCUGAUCCAAACUGUUAAAAGAAACGAAGAAAGCAGCAAGGAGCUGGCCCAAACCAAUGCUGCUCUACAGAGAGAGCUGAUUACAGCACAGACAUCAGAAGCUCAGUUGAGAACCAGAUUGGAGUCUGCUGGAUUGACAGUGGAUAACCAACACCUAGAAAACUGCAUAUCGAAUGGCCAGGUGAAGAAUGAGAAAACAGAGGUGGCAUUGACGAAGUUGGAAACUGAGCACAAAGAACUGGCAGCAGAUGGAAAAGAAAAGAGUAUACCAAAGUUGGAAGAACUAGACGGUGCUGCAGAUGCCAAAGAGAACAAUAUUUCUUGUAGUCACCUACAGGAGACCAAAGAAUCCUCAAGCUCUGAUAAUAGAGAGUCCACUUCUAGGUUGGCUCUAGCUGAGGCCCAACUGGAGCUCAACAUGAAGGAAGUUUGUAGACUUCAGGAGGAGGUUUUGGAGCUCAGGGCACAGCUGUUGGUGAGCUCAGAGGAGAGAGUGAAGAUCCAGGCUCUGCAAGAGGUAACAGAAACCUCUAGAGAAGACCUUCAGGCUCAGACGGAGCAACUUAAGACUCAGUUGGAAGAACUAAAACACAGACACGUAGAGGAACUUCUGCGUUGCCAAGAAAGAGAAGGAGCCCUGGUAAAGGAAAGGGAUACGGGGGCCAAAACCCAAGAGAGACUCCAGACGGAGAUGAAUACCAUGCGGGAAGAGCUUCAAGUGUUGAAGAAACACAAUGACACACUGAUGCUUGAGAACAGAGAGGCUCGUGAGGCCCUACACAGAGCCAACACAGAAACAGCAGAGCUUGGGGUUCACCUCUGCAUGCUGAAGGGGCAAAACGAGGAGGCUAAGCUGAGAUGGGAGGAGCUCUCUACUAAACUGGAGGAGCAGCAGAAGGCAGCACAGGAGGAGGUGCGAAGUUUGAGUGAAUCUGUGGAAGCCAUGAGUAAAGAUAAUGCAAGACUCCAAGAGCAGCUUAAGCAGACUGAGGGACUCCCAAAAACCAUGCAGGAAUUGCAGGAGCAACUUGAACAGGCCAAAGAAGAAGUCAAGAGCCUUCAGGAGAUCCGACAACGAGAAAUGGACACUCUGAAGUCCCAGCUAAGCGAUGAAGCUGCACAACACGAAAUCCAAGUGCAGGGUCUAAAUGAAGACCUGGAUGAACUGAGAAAGAAGCUGGAUAUUGAACUUGAGAAAGUGUCAAGUCUUGACUCCAAAGUGUCAGAGCUGGAGUCUGUCAACAGCGACUACAGUCAGAUGAUUAAAAAGAACGACACCCUCAUCGGCAAUUCUGAAACCAUUAUUAAUCAGAAAGAGGAACAGAUAAAAACCCUCAGAGAGAACUUAUCCAGAGCUGAGGAGCAGUUGGCUCUUGCCCAGCAGUCCUGUCAUGAGCUGGGUGUGAACUUGAGCAGAAGUGCGAUGGAGAAGCAAACCCUUGAGCUGAGGAUGUCUGCUGAGAUAGAUGACCUUUACCGCACCAAGAGGAACCUGGAAGAGCGACUUAUUGAACUUAUAAGGGAAAAAGAUGCAUUGUGGCAGAAGUCGGAUGCGCUGGAGUUUGAGCAGAAACUGAGGGCAGAAGAACAAACAGACCGAGACGUCACAUACUGUCUUACCUGCCGUAGCCAAUUUGGCUGGACCCUGCGCAAAUACAACUGCGGGAUAUGCAGUCGUCCCUUCUGUUACAACUGCUGCAGUCAUGUUGCGAGUGCUCAGCAGGGCGGCCCCAAAGUGCGAUGCUGUAAAGACUGCUUUACUCACAACAGCAACCCACAAGUGGAAUCGAGUACUCCCAAAUCAAGUCCAACCAGAACCAGCAGACCUGGUGUCAAAUGGGAGCCGAAGUCUCCUCAGCCGGACGAUGCAGCGUUUGACGUGAUCUCAGAAGAUGAAGUGAGCUCAGUCCACGACAGUUCACUGUACACCACCGCACUGUCCUCGGAGUCAGAACAACUCAGUGACGUCACAACCACAGAGGACUCGGACGAGCUGAUUGGCUCUGCUCAGGAUGCGGAGAUCCACCUGCUGAAAACUGGAGAGAUGACGUCGAGUCUGGAGUACAGCCUGGAGGAUGUGGUUCAGUUUGGUGGUGAUUUCAGAGAACUCUUCAUCAAGUCCAGCUGUUACAGCGUCAUUCUCAUAACUGCUGCUCAUCCGGGUCAUACGAUCAGCUGGAUCUUCUCCUCUAAAACCAAAAGCAUCGCCUUCAGUGUAGUGUACAGAGAGAAGAAAGACACACCUCUGGAGCAGGCUAAGGUUCUGAUCCCUCUGACAAGAUGCAACUCUCACAAGGAAACCAUUCAGGGUCAGCUAAAGGUCAGGAACCCUGGAGAAUACACCCUCAUCUUUGACAACUCCUUCUCCAGGUUUCUUUCAAAGAAAGUCCUCUACAAACUGACUAUAGAGACGCCAGAGGUCCAAAAUGGAAGUGAUUCUCCUUAAACAGGAAAACAUCUCACGCACACACACACACACACACACACACACACACACACACACACACACACAUAUUUACAAAGCCAAGUAGGCAUUGCUGCUUUGAAGGAUUUGUGUGGCCUUAUAAGGAAAAAAAUCAAGAAUAUGCUUUAAUCUUUCUUAGUUUUAACCACAAAACUAAGAAAAAAUAUAUAUAAAUAAAUAUUUGUUUAAACAGAGCAUAUUGUAGGAAUAUUUUGCAAUACUGUGUAUCAUAUGUUAAUGCAGUAUACUGCUUUAAAUGAAAAAAUCACUGUACUUUAGUAUUUUUAUCACAGUAAAACAAAUGAAUAUAUAACAAAAUUAAAAAUUUAAUAAGAAUCAACCCUUAAAAUAAUAUUAACAAUUGACACAUUACAGUUAUGACAAUUUCAGGGAAAAUUGCAUUUUUUGUUUUGGAAAUAAUGUCAUAAUUGUAAAAAAAACAUUGUCAUAAAAAUAGGCUACAUUUUUUCUGUUUGGGUAAAAAAUGAGCCAGUCAUGUUAUUAUGAGAUUAACCAUAUAAUUAAAAAAAUAAUGUACUGCCACAAGUGACAAACUUUAAUAGACUUAUUAUUUUUAGACUUAACAACAGCGCUGACAAAUUUAACACUGAAACAUGAAGGAUGUGAACAAGAAAAAAUCUCUGUGUGGUCAGGAUUGUACAUGUCUACAUGAAGGAUUUGAUUGAUUGCAGAUUAUGCACUACACAAAAGCUUUAUUACUACUCUUUUGAAGUGAGAUUUACUAUAGCUACUGAUGUGACUUUUGUGUAUGGACAGAUGUGUGGUCUGUUUGUUUGACAUUCCUUUAUGCCAAAUAUUUAUCUUGCACAAAUGCAUAAAAUGUAGGAAUGGGGAAAAUGUUGGGAGCCUUAAUGGAUUUCUAAAUGGAAAAAUACCAAACGUUUGCAAUGAAUGUACACUCAAAUAAAUAAAUCAUAAAAUGCUGGGUUAUUUUCAACCCAAUGUUGGGUCAAAAAGGGACGAAGCCAACCCUUUAAUUCAUUAUUUGGUCAAAUAUACACAUGUAUGGCUUGUUUUUUCCUUUUGACCCAGAGUUGGGUCUGAAAAUAACCCAGUAGUCUUAAAGAACAAAUCAAUUUUUCUUAUGAGAUUACAGAUACUCUAGUGCUCUGUUUUUAAAGGUCUUCAGUAAUUACGAUUUCUAUGCAGACAUAAUAUUUGUAUUCAUAAAAGGGUAAUUAGACGAUGUGUAUGUUUAUGUCAUGCAAACAUUUAUGAGCUGCUUUGUGUUUUUCAUGUGUAAGGUUUUGUUUAGAUAGUAAUAAUAAUACAAAUAACAGCAGCUCAAGUUAGAUGCUGUAAAUGACACUUUGACUAUUGUAUGUUACAUUUUCUUUGGUUCUCCACUGUUGCACUUUCUAAAUGUUUUUUUUUUUAGAGUCUAAUACGGUACUAAUCAAGACUGGUAGUAAUAUUCUGACUAAUUUCUGUAUGUGGCUAAUAUAUUGCUGCUGGUUUGAAAUGAAGCUAUUGAAUUAAAAUUUCUCAUUAGUGUGA